AUGUUAAGAAGACGAAGAAGAUAUGGACAAGACACAAAAAGCACGGAUCAAGGACUCAAGCCCAAGCAUCUACGUCACGCCGCCAACAAAUGUUGUGGCUGAGACGCAGAAGCAACCGUUAUCCUCACAGCGUGAAGCGCGGAGUGCAGCACCGACAAGCAAGAAGAGCAGCGGUGGUAUUGAAGCCGUGCCCCGUCCCGUAUGUGAUCCUCCAAAGCUCGGGAGCCAGGAUACUCUGGUGCCCGCACAGGCUGCAGGACCUUCUCCGAAGCCAAAUCCGCAGCCACAGCCGUUCAUGGUCGUGAGGCCAGCCGGCGGCUCCGCUGUGGCGGACACUUCACCAGAUAGCUCAGGAUCGGCGCGCGGCUCAGACAUCGCCACUUUCUUCUGCACGCUCGUCUAUCUCUUUGUGAUGCUGGUCGCCGUGUUUGUCCUCGUUUACCACCUGUUGAGCAACAGCCGACACCAGGCUGGGCUAUCAGAUUCGACCACGUCGUCGUUGUCCACGCGCGGCCGUGCCGACAUCGAGCUGCCCACGACGUUCACGGUGAUCGCGACAAAGUCGUCGCCUCGUGGGAGGCACGUUCAUCGGGUAAAUCACUCCAUGAAAUUUGACGACUACGCCGGACGCCGGAAGCACGCGACCACUGCCACAGCGUGGCCAACUGCCACGCAGAAUGAUAGCGCGCCUGGAGAGGAAGACCAGACAACAGCCAUCGCGCGUGACCACCCGGUCGGCCGACAACGCCGGCUCUAUGGCAUCAUAUCUACGAUCGCUGGAACGCCCUUCGAGGGAAAUUACGAACUCAAGUCCCACUUUCGGACCUCGAACCACCACACCUGAACUGUGUUGUAUUUUGGGUGAAAGUUAUUGUAGGAAUAAAGUUUACAUAGAAGUAAC
This is a messenger RNA of Dermacentor albipictus, 901 nucleotides long. RefSeq lists its product as uncharacterized. The record is from RefSeq and is a predicted model, not a curated record. Lineage: Eukaryota; Metazoa; Arthropoda; Arachnida; Ixodida; Ixodidae.